Messenger RNA from Salvia miltiorrhiza (redroot sage), 1315 nucleotides. RefSeq lists its product as uncharacterized. NCBI's taxonomy places the organism in Eukaryota, Viridiplantae, Streptophyta, Magnoliopsida, Lamiales, Lamiaceae. The transcript has 5 exons. The record is from RefSeq and is a predicted model, not a curated record. Bases 218 to 1189 code for a protein of 323 amino acids.
ACGCCUAAAAUAUAAAAUGAACACCGUCGCCUUGGCCUUGAUAGUUGAUCCGCCGCCACCUCUGCCGUAUUCGUAACUUAGUUUUCUGCUCUGUUAUAUCUUCUUGUAAGAAGGGAUUUACCAAUUACCACUACUCCUACCUUUUCUGAUUUCUCUCGCUGCUCCAAAUUCUUCCUUGCCCUCGUCUCGUUUCACAACUUUGACUGCAGACAUUGUGAUGGGGAAAGAGGGGGAGCUUUGGGACGAUUCUGCCCUAAUUAAAGCCUUCGACCACGCCAUUUCCAAAUAUAAGAUGAUGCAUGGAAAGGGUGGAGACAAGGCCAUUAUUAAUACCGAGGAAAAUUUACCAGGCGCUGGAGCUGAUAAUGGAAGCAUUGAGAAUGGCUCCAACACUGAAUUUGUCCAGAAUGAUGACAGCCAUUUCAAUGGGCUGGAAACCGCAACAAAAGUCGUGGAGACUGCAGAGAUUUUAGUAAGCACAGAAGAUUCUCCUUCGGAGUUGGGUUCUUCUGCACAAUGUGUUGAUAUUUCCAAUAUUCAAGAGCGCCAUGUUCCACCCACCAAUGACAUUUCUGCUACUACAUCAGUUUCCCAAGGCGAACAUACAGUCUCAACUGAUUUAAAAUAUCAAAAUGACACAACGUGCUAUCUGGAUGGUUCAGAAGAGUAUAGCAAGUUGUUGAACAAAUAUUAUGAGGUCGAGAAUCAGAGGCAGCAUAUUCUGCAGCAACUUAACCAAUACAGUAAUUGGGAUCAUCAAUAUCCUUUUUCUAGUACAUCCGCAACCCAAGAGUAUCAAGCGUCUGUUCCCCAACCUUAUGAAACUGUAGCUUGUAACUGUCCAUAUGGCUGUCAAAAUUGGGUUGUUCCGUGCAAUUCAUCACCUGCUGCUUAUUCUGGCAGUAAAUAUAUUCAUACUACCUGUCUUGCUAAAGGCUCUCCGGAUGCGAAUUCUGGGUUAAAAAAGGAUCCUGAUUUUGUUAAUACGGCGAUGGCUGCUGCUGAAAAGGCACUUUCAUUAACAAAGGAAGCAAAUAAAGGGACAUUCGAAAGCAGGCAAUCUCCUGAAAGCAAGUCUGCAACAGAUCUUGAUGUUGUUCUGAGUGCUUGGUACACUGCAGGCUUCUAUACUGGAAAGUAUGUUUCUGAGCAGUCUUCAGAGGGAAGUAAACAAGGUCAAGGCGUUUGAGGUUUGGAGUCUUAUGAUGUAAUUUAAGCAACAGAAAUCAUGUCCUUUAAACAAGCAUGAGGAUAUUGCACUUUGAUGCAUACUGUUUCUGCAGUCCAACCGUUUUGAAAUUAUUAUUUUCAUUUA